CCGAGCCCAGUUAAUAAGACAUCCUUUGGAGAGCUUUUUUAUAACAAUUUCAAGAAAUCUAAAAAAUUCAAGAUGGUCCACUGGACUGAAGCUGAGCGUGCUGCCAUCAGCAGCCUGUGGGGAAAAUUGAGCGUCGACGAAAUCGGACCCCAGGCCUUAUCCAGGCUCCUGAUCGUGUAUCCCUGGACUCAGCGGUACUUCAGUACCUUCGGUAACCUGUCCAGUCCCGCUGCCAUCUUGGGCAAUGCCAAAGUAGCCGGGCACGGAAAGGUCGUAAUGGGUGCAUUGGACAAGGCUAUUAAGAACAUGGAUAACAUCAAGGCUGUCUACAGUGAUCUGAGUGUGAUGCACUCCGAAAAACUUCAUGUCGACCCCGAUAACUUCAGGCUUCUGGCCGAUUGCAUCACUGUGUGUGUGGCUGCCAAGUUCGGACCCUCCGUGUUCAACGCUGAUGCACAGGAGGCGUUCCAGAAGUUCCUCGCGGUGGUCGUCUCCGCCCUCGGCAGGCAGUACCACUAAAAGCGCAACUGCUCACCUCACCGAAACUGCAGAAUAAAGCCGGCCACAUGUUCUGAUGGAUCACUGUGUGACUGGAUUUGAAAAAUAAAAAUUACAUCAAAAGCAA
Molecule: messenger RNA, 625 nt
Organism: Paramormyrops kingsleyae
Lineage: Eukaryota; Metazoa; Chordata; Actinopteri; Osteoglossiformes; Mormyridae
Product: hemoglobin subunit beta-like
Biological process (GO): oxygen transport; hydrogen peroxide catabolic process
Cellular component (GO): hemoglobin complex; haptoglobin-hemoglobin complex; blood microparticle
Molecular function (GO): peroxidase activity; organic acid binding; oxygen carrier activity
Source: RefSeq, a predicted model, not a curated record